Messenger RNA from Astrephomene gubernaculifera, 2718 nucleotides. The record is from the annotation of a GenBank genome assembly. Lineage: Eukaryota; Viridiplantae; Chlorophyta; Chlorophyceae; Chlamydomonadales; Astrephomenaceae.
GUAACCUGUAGGAGCAUCACAGGACGCAGUCUUCAUACGGUUCUGUGUGGCACCAAGCUCUUGCGAAUCUUUGGGCAAUAGUAAUUGACAACACUAAUCCCCCUCUCAGUAGCAAAAUUUUAUAAUUUUUGAGGGCUGUGUGUUUGUCUUUUGAGUCGCCACAGCGUCAAGCCGCGGAAACGUUUUACAUCCAGCACUUUGCAGGGCGGUUCGCUGAACUCCUCUAUCUUAAUCUUGUCAACUUCCUAAAUGUCAGAAACGCAGCAGCAGCAGCCCCAGGAACAGCAGCCACAGGAGCCCGCUGAUACGGAGCUUCCCCCGAACACUUCCCCGCAAACUCCGUCAUGCAUCUGGCCUCAGCUGCUACCAGAGCUUGAGAAGCACAUCAUCAGCUUCCUGCCGCCCAACGAGGUCGCCUGCACCGUACGACUGAUCAACAAGGCCGCGGCAGCACAGUUCCGUGGCCCUGGCUACACCACCGUGAAGCUUUCUUCCCACGUGCCGCCCCACGCAUUCAAGGAGCAAUGGGAGCGACCAGGUGCCAUGCGUGGGCUGACGCACCGGCAGCGGCAGGCGCUGCAGAUGCUUACAGCCCGCAGCGGCAGCCUGCCAAACCUCCAGGUGGCAGUUGCUGUCACGGGGAUUCCUUAUAGGAAAUGGUGUGUAGGCUAUACCUCCGUUGCCCAUGCUGCGGCCGAAGCAGGCCAGCUAGAGAUGUGCCAGUGGCUGGUGCAGCAGCAGGGCUACCCCGUGCAUGAUGUUAUUGAAGGGGCAGCUGGCGCUGGGCAGUGGGCCAUAUGCAAAUGGGGCCUGGCAAACGGCUGCCCCUGGAGCCCCGACCUUGUGUACGCUGCAGCUCGAGGGGGCCAUGUGGGCCUGAUGGAGUGGCUGCUGCAGCUGUGCCUGGCAGAAGGUGUAAAUGUUUGGAGUAAAAUGCUGCUUGAAACAGCCGCUGUCGGCUGCGAGCUGCACACCCUGCAGCGCCUGUACUGUGACUGGGUGGGCGAGCAGCAGACACUGCUCGACCUUGAUGCAAAAGAUAUAGUGGCAGCCGCGGCCAGGAGCUCCACACCUGACUGGCAGGACAAGCUAGUAUGGCUGGAGGCGCAGGGCUUCCCUGGCACAGAUGCUUGCUGGAGCGCCGCCUCCUGCCCAGACGCUCUGGAACGAUUGAGGUGGCUGCGAGGGCAGGGCUACCCUCUGGGGCAUUGUGUUGCUGUUGUGGCAGCCAGACGGGGCAACGUGGAGGUGCUCCAUUACCUGCUGCUUUCUGAGGGUAUCAAGCCCAGUUCGGAAUGCGGUAGGGAGGCCGCUGGGUGUGGCAGCCUGGGAGCGCUCGCCCUGCUGCAUGCCCAUGGCUGCCAAAUGAACGUUGAGACAGUCGGGGCUGCAGCAAGGGAGGGGCACCUGCAUGUUGUGGUCUGGCUGGUGGAGACGCUGGGCGCAGCACUGCAGCUGGGCGCAGAGGGGUUAAGCAGUGCUGCCUAUUCAGGCAACCUGGAGCUGCUGAGGUUGCUGCGUGAGAGGGGCUGCCCCUGGGAUCGUGAUACCAUCAGAUGUGCUGCGAGGUCAGGCUGUGAAGAGGUACUAGAGUGGCUAGUGGAGCGGGGCUGCCCCAUGCCGGACAAUGGUUACCCAUACCUGGAAGCUGUACGCAACAACGACCUGGCUACCCUGGCCUACCUGAAGCAGCUGGGCUGCCCCUGGGGCCCGCCUGGACGCCUCCUCAAGGACCUCCUCCAAUACAGCCGUCCUUGCAUUGCGGUGCUGAGCUGGCUGCUGGCAGCAGGUUAUCCCAUGACGGCGGAGGCGGCGCUGGAGGGCAUGCAGCGGAUAUUUGUGUUGCGUGAUGCAGGUAACUUUCAUGUGAGGCGGCUGUGGGGUUGGAUGCAGGAGAACCUGGGCCUGCAGCCGCCCCAGCAGGACCCCUGAUGAUGAGGUGGCUGGGGAGACAAGGAAGGGGCGGUGGCAAGUGCUGAGCGCUGUGAGGGUACAGUGAACCCAUGCUGCCGUACUUCUGCCAGUCGUUCAUGUGUGCAAGAGGGUUGCAGGCAUAGAUAGGGCGCAAGGGGGCUAGUGCAUUGGGACUUGGUGCAGUGGAAAGGGUUCGCCUUGACAAGGGCAAGGUGUACAAAGCCCUGCUGUAGGCUUUGAAGGCCAGAAGCUUGGCCCCGCCGGUUGGUACUCGCUGUGUGUAUAUGAGGGGUGUGCACGUCUAUACGCUGCUUUGACAUUGUGUCCGAUUUCCUCUAUCCAUUAUAGGAUGGAGCGUCUAUGGCGGUAGCGUUGCAGGCGUACAUGCGCAUGCAGUGUUCACUUCUGUGUGCAUCUGUGUUCUAUGAGGUGUGGCUGUGUGCUGAAAUGAAGGAUUGCACAAUGUACAGACUACACAUGCUAGUAGUGGAUUCGGUGCGGGCUAGGGCUGGGCUGGGCGCUAGCUAGGGUUGGUUCCCUUGGGUCAGGCCCUGACAAGCAGCAGCAAGCAACACGAGCCGCUGCACCAGCAACUACACUGCUAGCAGCUGCAGCAGGAGGUUCCGCGCAGACCUUACCUCUGUCCCAGCAGGGCGCUGUCCUGUGUUGUUGUGCGCUGUGCAUUGCUUGCAGUAUAUGCCAGCAUAUGGGACAGCGGAUUUGCCCGCUGAUAAUGUUGCCAUUGUUGUUUGUUUGCUGGUUGGUUGGUGGUGUUAUUUGGAUGCUCUUGCUUCUCUUACUCAG